This is a messenger RNA of Cavia porcellus (domestic guinea pig), 2425 nucleotides long. It is a transcript of the gene Cavin1, whose product is annotated as caveolae associated protein 1. Bases 141 to 1319 code for a protein of 392 amino acids. Gene Ontology annotation, molecular function: rRNA primary transcript binding. Lineage: Eukaryota; Metazoa; Chordata; Mammalia; Rodentia; Caviidae. Gene Ontology annotation, cellular component: caveola; cytoplasm. The transcript is spliced from 2 exons. Gene Ontology annotation, biological process: termination of RNA polymerase I transcription; transcription initiation at RNA polymerase I promoter. The record is from RefSeq and is a predicted model, not a curated record.
GCCCGGGCAGUGCUGGCUGCUGUCCCGGGGCGCACGGACGUGGCUCGCGUUUCCUGCGCGCCCAGCUCCCCGCGCUCUUGCCCCGCGCCACCUCCGCCUGCUCCGCGUCGCCCGCUGCCCCCAGUUGGCCCCGGGCAGCCAUGGAGGACGUCACGCUGCACAUCGUGGAACGCCCGUUGGCGGGGUACCCGGACGCGGCCGAGGCCUCCGAGCCCCCCGCCGGGGGCGCCCCGGCCGCCGAGGAGCCGUCCGGGCCCGGCACGGAGGAGCUGAUCAAGGCGGACCAGGUGAACGGCGUGCUGGUACUCAGCCUGCUGGACAAGAUCAUCGGCGCGGUGGACCAGAUCCAGCUGACCCAGGCGCAGCUGGAAGAGCGGCAGGCGGAGAUGGAAGGCGCGGUGCAGAGCAUCCAGGCCGAGCUGGCCAAGCUGGGCCGCGCGCACGCCGCCACGAGCGGCACGGUGGGGAAGCUGCUGGACAAGGUGCGCAAGGUCAGCGUGAACGUCAAGACGGUGCGCGGCAGCCUGGAGCGCCAGGCGGCGCAGAUCAAGAAGCUGGAGGCUAACGAGGCCGAGCUGCUGCGGCGUCGCAACUUCAAAGUCAUGAUCUACCAGGAUGAGGUGAAGCUCCCGGCCAAGCUGAGCGUGAGCAAGUCGCUCAAGGAGGCAGAGGCGCUGCCCGAGCGCGAGGGUGAGGAUGCAGGCGAGGGCGCACGGCCCGAGGAUGAGGAGGACGCGGCGGCGCCCGAGCUGUCGUCGGAUGAGGCGGUGGAGGUAGAGGAGGUGAUUGAGGAGUCGCGCGCCGAGCGCAUACGGCGCAGCGGCAUGCGGCGCGUGGAUGACCUGCGCAAAGCCUUCUCACGCGAGAAGAUGGAGCGCACGCGCCUGCGCACCAAGGAGAACCUGGAGAAGACGCGCGUGCGCACGCGCGAGAACCUGGAGAAGACGCGGCACUCGCUGGAGCGGCGCGUGACCACGCUGGGUGCGCGUCUGGUGCCGGCUGAGCGCCGUGAGAAGCUACGGUCCUCUCGGGAGAAGCUGCGCAAGUCCUUCACGCCCGACCAUGUGGUGUACGCGCGCUCCAAGACGGCGGUCUACAAGGUGCCGCCCUUCACCUUCCACGUGAAGAAGAUCCGCGAGGGCGUGGCCGAGCCGCCCCGCGCCACCGAGAUGGUGCCGGUGGGCACCGACGACGAGCCUGAGCCCGAGCGCGGCGAAGCCGGCGACCUGCUGCGCGCCAGCAGUCCCGACGUGCACGCGCUGCUGGAGAUCACCGAGGAGUCAGACGCCGUGCUGGUGGACAGGAGCGACAGCGACUGAGCCCACCCGCUAGCCCGCCGCACCCCGCCGCUUGCUCUGUCGCCUCUCUCGCUCUGUCUUUCUCUGCCCGCCCCAGCUCGGCUAAGAGCUUUCCGAUCACCUCCUUGGAGGCUGAGGCAGGAGGACAGCUGAGCCUGCUGGGCCACGUAGUAACUUAGGGAGGCCCUGCCUCUGAAUACAGGAGGCGGAGGGCAGGCGUGGAGCUCAGUCCAGUCCAGGGAAGGCCCUGGGUUCCGCUUCCCCACGGCUGCGAACAAUGAGGGAGAAAAGGAAGACAGGCAGCCCAGUGUGGGCGCAUCGUGGUGGAAACGGGAAGGACGCGCUCCUCACCUUGGCCGUCCCCAUUGGGGCUUCCAUCCCUGGCUUCCUACCUGACCCCGAGCCGGGGGCUGAGGGCCUCUGGGGACUGGGCCGUGGCAGGGGCCGAGGUCUCGAGCUUUGGGAACUCGGGCCGUGGGGCAAGGGACAGGGCCUGUGCACCAGAGGAAGGCAGGAGAAGGAGAAGAUGGGAUGGAGGAAGACAGAAGUGAGGGACUCAGGACAGGACAGGGGUUCUCAGGACAGCUGGGGAGGACUUGAGAGAAAGGGGUGACCUAGGGGGGAGAAGGACGGUUGGGGAAGCCCAGCCCAGCAUGCUAGUCCUAGAGGAGAUGAGGGGAGAAGUGCAGGAGCCAGGCUGGGGUUGGGGGCGUUCCCAGGGUCCCGACCUGGACCUUCCCUGCCAAGGCACGGAAAACUGGCAUCCCUGCCCCUGGGGUGCCUUUCUGCACCCCACACCCACUUAAGACCCUCUGUCCCAGUCCUCUCCUACCCCUUCCCCACGCUGCGCUUUUUAGGGUCACCGCUGACCACUAGGGGGAGGGAGGGCUCAGGGGACGCGAACCUUUUAUACACGAAACUUGGCUUUGUUUCUGUUUUGUUUUUUUCCCUUUUUCUUUCUUGGCUUCCUUCUCUCCCCUGAGUGGCUAGAGCCCUGCGCCUUGGAGGGCAGGGAUGUGGGUCCCCUGGUGCUUAGGGGGCUGAAGGGGCCAGUGCUGUGGCACGAGCAGCCGUCCUAUUGCUGGGCCUGUGACAGCCUGACCAAUAAACUUGCUUUUCUAAAAGGA